Molecule: messenger RNA, 3481 nt
Organism: Gossypium raimondii (Peruvian cotton)
Lineage: Eukaryota; Viridiplantae; Streptophyta; Magnoliopsida; Malvales; Malvaceae
Product: zinc protease PQQL-like
Exons: 21
Coding region: 95-3112 (1005 amino acids)
Biological process (GO): proteolysis
Molecular function (GO): metalloendopeptidase activity; metal ion binding
Source: RefSeq, a predicted model, not a curated record
UUUUCCAUCAAAACAAACAUCUCUUCCCCCAUAAAAGCUUCCUUAAAAACCAUGACUGUUGCAUUUUUCCCACUUGUUUCUACUAACCCCAAUUAUGCCUUUGCUUUCACCACACAACCACCAGCCAUUGAUCCAAAGGAAGCAAAGUUUUGGGUCUUUGGAAAUGGUGAAUAUGGAGCUGGAUAAACAGCUUGAUCUUCAACAACCUUUUGGUGUGGAUUAUGGGAAGCUUGAAAAUGGCCUUGUUUAUUAUGUUAAAUGUAAUCCUAAGCCCAGAAAAAGAGCUUCGCUCGCUCUUGCUGUUAAAGUCGGCUCGAUUUUAGAAGAGGAAUAUGAGCGUGGAGUUGCUCACAUAGUUGAGCAUCUAGCCUUCUCUGCCACAAAGAAAUACACAAACCACAACAUUGUUAAAUUUCUUGAAAGCAUCGGAGCCGAAUUUGGGCCUUGUCAGAAUGCAGUAACAUCCUUUGAUGAGACUAUAUACAAGUUGUUGAUCCCCAUUGACAAGCCUGAGCUCUUAUCUGAAGCCAUUCAAGUCCUAGCUGAGUUUAGUUCAGAGAUUCGGCUCUCGAAAGAUGAUUUGGAGAAAGAAAGGGGAGCAGUUAUGGAAGAGUAUAGAGAUAAUAGAAAUGCCAAUGGAAGGAUACUUGAUGCAUAUUGGACAUUGAUGAUGGAAGGGUCCAAGUAUGCUGAUCGAUCACCUAUUGGACUGGAAAAUGUAAUAAAAACCGUUUCUUCUCAAACUUUGAAGAAAUUUUAUCAAAAAUGGUACCAUCUAUGCAAUAUGGCAGUGAUUGCUGUUGGAGAUUUCUCUGAUACAAAGAGUGUCAUUGAGUUAAUAAAAACUCAUUUUGGGCAUAAAUACUCAGCAUUGGACCCUCCAUCAAUACCUCAUUUUAAAGUUCCUUCUCACGAGGAUCCUCGCUUUUCAUAUUUUGUGGAACCUGAAGCAUCUGGGUGUGCAGUGAUGAUUAGCAAUAAAAUGCAAGUAGAUGAAUUAAAGACAAUGAAAGACUAUAGAGAAAUGCUUGUGAAAUCCAUGUUCCGAAUCGCUCUAAAUCGAAGGUUGUUUCGAAUUUCCCGAAGAAAGGAUCCGCCCUAUUUCUCGUGUUCAGUUGCUUCAUAUGUUCUUGUUCGCGAUUUAAAGGCUUAUAUAAUGAGUUCAUCUUGUAAAGAGAAGGGGACUUUGGAGGCCCUUGAGUCCAUGCUUAUUGAGGUUGCAAGAGUACGUCUACAUGGAUUUUCGGAACGGGAAAUAUCCGUUGUUCGAGAUCUACUAAUGUCGAGUAUUGAAUCCGCAUAUUUGGAACGUGAUCAAAUUGAAUCAACUAGCUUGCGAUAUGAAUAUUCACAGCACUUCACUCACAAUAAACCCAUUAUUGGGAUUGAAUAUGAAGCUCAGCUCCAAAAAUCUAUUCUCCCUGAUAUAUUAGCAUCAGAGGUAUCCAAGUUUGCUGAGAAAUUAUGGACAUCAUGUAGCUGUGUCAUACAGAUAGUUGAACCACAAGCUUUUGCUUCUGUUGAUGACAUGAAAAAUAUUGUCAUGAAGAUCAACAAGCUUGAGAAUGAAAGGAGCAUUUCUCCUUGGGAUGAUGAACAAAUUCCCGAAGAAAUUGUCAGUUUAAAGCCAAACAUAGGGAACAUUGUUCAGCAGCGUGAACAUGAAAAUAUUGGAGCUACUGAAUUGAUUCUAUCCAAUGGCAUGCAUGUUUGCUAUAAGUGUACAGAUUUCUUUAAUGACCAGGUUCUUUUCACAGGUUUCUCCUAUGGUGGUUUAUCUGAACUCCCAGAAAACAAAUAUUUUUCAUCUUCAAUGGGAUCAACAAUUGCAGAGGAAAUUGGCAUGUAUGGUCAUAGACCUUCAGUGUUAAUGGAUAUGCUAGCUGGUAAGAGAGUUGAUGUGGAUGUAGAAGUCAGAUCCUACAAGAGAUCUUUUUAUGGUGAUUGUUCGCCCUUUUACUUGGAAACUGCCUUUCAGCUUGUUUACCAACUAUUUACAACAGAAGUAACACCAGAUGAUGAAGUCAUUAAAAGAGUGAUGCAAGUGAAAGAAGAAACAAUUCUUGCUCGAGAAAGGGAUCCCUAUACUUCAUUUUCUAACCGGGCUAGGGAGAUCAACUAUGGGAACUCUUACUUUUUCCGGCCUUUUGGAAUAAGUGAUCUUCAAAAAGUCGAUCCAUUAAAAGCAUGCGAGUAUUUCAAUACUUGCUUUAAGGAUCCAUCGACUUUUACUGUUGUAAUUGUUGGGAAAAUCAAUCCCACAGUUACAGUUCCUUUAAUACUGAAGUAUUUGGGUGGAAUUGGAAAGCCUCCUGAACCUAUUUUCCAUUUUAACUGUGAUCGCAUCAAGAGCUUACCUUUCAAAUUUCCCAAAUCCAUGACUAGGGAGGUCGUAUGCAGUCCCAUGAUAGAAGCUCAAUGUAUGGUCCGGAUAUGCCUUCCUAUAGAACUGAAGCAUGGAACUAUGGAGGAAGAGAUUCAUUAUACUGGGUUUCUAGCCAAACUACUAGAAACAAAACUACUGCAGCUUCUCCGAUUCAAACAUGGCCAGAUCUAUUCUGCAAGUGUUUCGGAAUUCAUUCAUGGUGAUCUGCCAUGUCUAACCGGAGAUAUUGGUGGUGACAUUCAAAUUGAUUUUUCCUGUGAUCCAAAAAUUUCCUUGAAGCUGGUUGAUAUGGCUUUGAAUGAAAUAUUACGUCUUCAAGAGGAGGGACCUGCAGAUCAAGAUGUUGAAACCAUACUCGAAAUCGAACAGAGAGCCCAUGAAAAUGGAUUGCAGGAGAACUAUUACUGGCUUAAUCUGAUUCUCGGCAGUUAUCAGUCACGGAUUUAUUCCGGCGAUAUCGGAACUUCUUUCAAGAUUCUAGAUGAAACGCGUUCAAAAGUUAGAAAAUCGCUGACAUCAUUAACGAUGCAAUUGGCGCUACGGCGGAUAAUGCCUUGCAACAAUCCGCACACUGUUGUGAUUCUAAUGCCCCAAACAUCAUGGUUUAAGAGGAUAAAGUCAUUUUCACAAUGGACCCUUCAUGGGAUCGAUAUGAAGAUUUUAGCAGCCAUUGCUGGUUUCACAGUUUUAGCUCUCAGUUUGAAGAGAUAUUCAAAGAGAUCUUAGAAGGAAAAAAAAACUGCACACAAAAUGCUUCCAGCAAGUUAAUAAAUGUGAAGAAAUAGGGUUUCAUUUCCACCAUAUUGAUAUUCAUUACCAGAGAGAUUGAAUGGAUUCAACAACUUCGUGUAAUUUUUUUGUGUCGGGAUCGUAUUUGUAGUUUCGAUAUUUUUCCAGUAAUUUGUAUUGUGUAAUUCUUUUAAGACAUUAGCGUAUUCAUAUCGUGUUUGUAUUAUUCUUUCGUGUAGGGUUUAAUAGUCAGGUUUAGCCAAAACCAUGAAUUUCAUACUCAUUGUUUGUAGUAAUUCUUUCAUACUGCAAUAUCAUACUGAUAAAUUUUAAAAUAAAAUAAUGAAGCAUAUAUUUGUUUGGUUA